UUGUCUACUGAGGAAUCUUUUGACUCUGCAGUGAGGAAAAAUGUUCAUUAUAUUGAAUUAUUAAAGUCAGGAAAGCUAAAGGAAAGUAAUGCCAAAGCCUAUUUUAAAAGUGCAAUAGAUGAUAACUUCCCCACUGGUGUUCAUGAGUUAAUGUUUGUACCAACAAUUGAAGGUCAAGGCAAUGAAGAACAAAAAAAGAAAUGGUUAAAAAUAUCUCGUAAUUUUGAUAUCAUAGGAUGUUAUGCGCAAACUGAACUUGGACAUGGAACCUUUAUUAGAGGUCUUGAAACUAUAGCAACUUAUGACCCCUCAACUGAGGAAUUUGUUAUGAAUUCCCCAACACUAACUUCAAUGAAAUGGUGGCCUGGAUCAGUUGGUCACACUGCCACACAUGCUAUUGUUGUUGCAAGAUUAAUAACUAAAGGAAAAGAUGAGGGAAUCCAUUUAUUUAUUGUGCAAAUUAGAAGCCUUGAGGACCACAACCCAUUACCAGGAAUAAAGGUGGGUGACAUUGGACCAAAGUUUGGAUACUUUGGUACAGACAAUGGUUUCCUCCACAUGACAAAUGUGAGGAUACCAAGAGAUCACAUGCUAAUGAAAUAUGCUCAGGUAUCACGAGAUGGUACAUACUCAAAGCCUCCAGCUGAAGCUGAUAAAAUUUCAUAUGCUGUUAUGGUGUAUGUAAGGGCACUUAUUGUUGAUCAUUCAGCAGAAACUCUGGCUAGAGCUAUUACCAUAGCAAUAAGAUACAGUGUUGUGAGGAGACAAACACAAAAUAGACCUGGUGAACCAGAGACGCAAGUAUUGGAUUAUCAAACUCAACAGUUUAAACUGUUUCCUUUAUUGGCCUCUGCUUAUGCUAUAAAGUUUGCUGGUCAUUACAUGACGAAACUUUACACUGAAGUGACUGAAGAAAUUAGUGAAGGGAAAUUAAGAUCUCUCCCCGAGCUUCAUGCUACUAGUGCUGGUUUGAAAGCAUUUUGCACUGAACUAUGUUGCAGUGGUAUUGAGUUGUGCAGAUUAAGUUGUGGUGGUCAUGGCUACUCAGCUGCCAGUGGUCUACCUCAACUUUAUGCUGAUUAUUCUUCUUCUCAAACAUAUGAAGGAGAGAAUACAGUUAUGCUACUGCAAACAGCAAGAUAUAUUUUUAAAGUAUGCAAGCAAAAUAUGCCACAGGCUCAGUUACCUAGUAAUGUGGCAUAUCUUGCAGCUGAUUACCCAAAGUAUAAGGAGAGUCCAGUUUCAGAUCCAAAGCACUUCAAUGAUCCUCAUAUAUUACUGGAGGCAUAUCGUCAAAGGGUAAUAAGAUUAGUUGCUGUAGCAUUGGAACGAUAUAGCAAAAGCAUUGCCACUGGAUUGGACAGUGUAGCUGCUUGGAACAACUCUUCAGUGGACUGGACUAUGGCUGCAAGAGCUCACUGUCAUUAUCUUGUUUUGAAAGCUUUCCAUUCAAGUAUAGAUGCAGCUAAAGUGUGUGAAGCUAAUUUUAAUAUAAUGAGAGUUUUGUGUUGCUUGUUUGGACUUCAUGGUAUAAUACAGUACAGUGGAGAAUUCUGCUUGGAUGGUUAUAUGAAUAGUGAACAGAUUGAAAUGGCUAAAAAUCAACUUUAUUUUCUACUAAAGGAAGUCAGAUAUGAAGCAGUUCCUUUGGUUGAUGCAUUUGAUAUUCAUGAUGAUAUAUUAAACUCAUCUCUUGGUCGUUAUGAUGGUGAUGUUUAUAGACACUUGUAUGAAUGGGCACUAAGAGCUCCUCGGAAUAAGAAAGAGGUCCAUGAUAAUUAUGAAAAAUACUUAAAACCACUUUUGAAGAAUACAAAGUCCAAGUUGUGAUUUUUUCUAAAACUGUUUUUAGUAACGUAAUUAAGUGACAACCAUAAUGAUUAAAUUGAAAUUAUUAUUGAUAAUUGUGAUUGAUGAUAAUGUUAUGCUGCUAUAAUA
Messenger RNA from Amphimedon queenslandica, 1938 nucleotides. Its product is annotated as peroxisomal acyl-coenzyme A oxidase 1-like. Gene Ontology annotation, molecular function: fatty acid binding; FAD binding; acyl-CoA oxidase activity. Lineage: Eukaryota; Metazoa; Porifera; Demospongiae; Haplosclerida; Niphatidae. Gene Ontology annotation, cellular component: peroxisome. The record is from RefSeq and is a predicted model, not a curated record. The annotation marks the transcript as partial. Gene Ontology annotation, biological process: lipid homeostasis; fatty acid beta-oxidation using acyl-CoA oxidase. The transcript is spliced from 16 exons.